AGCUGCUGUGGCUUCAGUGAACAAACAAAAAAUGGCUCGAAUUCUAUUUACUUUGUUUCAAAUAUUUUGAAGCAAUAUUUACACCGCUGAGAUAUUUAGAUAUGGUUAUUUAAACCAGCUAUCUUGUAGGUAUUUUUUCAAAUGUUAAGUGAAAUAGUGAUUAUGAAACUUCAUUACACAUAAUGGAUGAUACUAAUAGUGAACAGAAAGAAACGAUGGUUUUGUUUCGGUCAAAUGGGUCUCCUGAUUCAAAUGAUUCUCUGGAGAUGACGAGUUCUAUAGAAUCUGUCCGGAGAAGAAAAAGAACAUAUUCAAGAUGGUCUCCAACAGAUGAAGGAGUAACAUUAGCCUGGAAUAAUCUCUCAGUUUCCGCCGAGGUUGAGAAGGGUGGAAGGAAGAUUAACAAAAGGAUUAUAAAUGGAGUUAGCGGUGCUAAUCAUAUAAAAAGGGAUACAAGAACAAAGAAAGUUAUUUUCUUAAUCCUCACAACUAUGAAAUGUAAAAUGAUCUGUUUCAGUGGAGCCGGUAAAAGUACAUUGAUGUCGGCAUUGGCCUAUAGGACGCGAGGUGGAAUGGAUAUUGAAGGAGAUAUUCUAAUCAACGGAAGACCAAUAGGAGAUUAUAUGAAAUUUUUGAGCGGUUACAUGCAUCAAGAUGACAUAUUUGUACCCUGCCUUACUGUCAGAGAACACAUGAAUAUAAUGGCUAACCUCAAGCUAGACAGGCGGAUCAAAAGUUCGGAGAAAAGAAGAAAAAUCUCCGAUCUGCUCAAACAACUUGGCUUGUCGAGUUGCAUAAAUAGUAGAAUAGGAGGUAUUGAUGAAAAUAAAGCCUUGUCCGGAGGAGAGAAAAAACGACUUGCCUUCGCCGUAGAGUUACUCACAGAUCCUCCUCUUCUAUUCUGUGAUGAACCUACCACAGGCCUAGAUUCUUUCUCAGCCCAGAAAUUAAUCAGUAUGAUGAACAUGAUGGCAUCAGAGGGCAAAACUAUUAUUUGCACUAUACAUCAACCAUCGUCAGAUAUUUUCGCUAUGUUCAGUCAACUCAUAUUGGUGGCAGAAGGAAGGGUGGCUUACAUGGGUUCAACUCACAAUGCCUUGGACUUCUUUGAAAGAAUGGGCUAUACUUGUCCUAGUUCCUUUAGUCCUGCCGACUUUUUCAUUAAAACAAUCUCAGUUACCCCAGGUUACGAAGCAAACAGUAGACAGGCGAUUAAGAAUGUUUGUGAUCGUUACAUAGUUAGCGAUUAUGCCAAAGAAGUUGAAAUUGUAGUACAAUACGAAUUCCACAUGGGUAGGGCACCAGUGCCUAGGAAGUUUGAUUUAAAAAAAGAUUUUAAGGAAAUUUAUUGGCACUCUAAACUAUUCUGGCUGACAUACAGAUGGAUUCUUGAAAUUCUGCGUGAUCCUUACAUAGAAAUUUUGAAAUUAUUCCAGAGAAUGAUCAUUGCUAGCAUUGUUGGAUUAUGCUUCUUAGGAACGGACCGUCUUUCUCAAAAUGGGAUACAAUCAGUUCAAGGAAUCAUAUUUAUGUUUGUCUCAGAGAAUACGUUCAACCCAAUGUAUUCCGUGCUUUCCGAGUUUCCGAAAAAUAAACCACUAUUUUUGAGGGAGUACCAAUCGGGUCUGUAUAACCCGGUGACCUACUAUCUCUCUCGAAUACUUUCUUUGUACCUAAUAGUUACAAAAUGUAUAAUGUUCUCGAAUGCUUUCGAGUCAGUACCUACGGCACUAGCCUAUUUGGUACCAUUCGAUUACGUUCUAAUGAUCACCUCAGGUGUAUUUAUACGAUUAAGCACCAUGCCUAGUUUGUUGAAUUGGACGAAAUAUCUAUCAUGGAUGAUGUAUUCUACGGAAUCCUUGACCAUUUUACAGUGGAAGGACGUUACAAAUAUAACAUGUGAAAAUCAACUUGCAGGAGUUCUGUGUAUGAGAGAAGGAUCGGAUGUCCUGGAAAAAUACAGUUUCUCGGAAGAGAGUUUGAAUAGAGAUAUUUGGGCUUUAGUCAUUCUCCUAAUUAGUUUUUAUAUCAUGGGAUACGUUUUCCUGUGGAGAAAAACGAGAAGUUUUUGAAAAAGUCAAGUCGAUAAUUAUAGUUCUCUGUGCCAAUAUUGCAUGAAGGAUUGAGUAUGUGUAACUAAAUAUACCGAAAAUUACUUUUUACAGAACUGUUGAAGAACAGUGAUGUUUUACCGUUCCGUAUUCUCAGGUUGUUUAUGUAUUAAAUAUAAAAUAUUGAAAU
This is a messenger RNA of Leptinotarsa decemlineata (Colorado potato beetle), 2241 nucleotides long. Its product is annotated as ATP-binding cassette transporter scarlet. Lineage: Eukaryota; Metazoa; Arthropoda; Insecta; Coleoptera; Chrysomelidae. The record is from RefSeq and is a predicted model, not a curated record. Gene Ontology annotation, biological process: transmembrane transport. Gene Ontology annotation, molecular function: ATP hydrolysis activity; ATP binding; ABC-type transporter activity. Gene Ontology annotation, cellular component: plasma membrane; cytoplasmic vesicle membrane.